This is a messenger RNA of Leishmania braziliensis MHOM/BR/75/M2904, 5277 nucleotides long. RefSeq lists its product as hypothetical. Gene Ontology annotation, molecular function: protein binding. The record is from RefSeq and is a predicted model, not a curated record. NCBI's taxonomy places the organism in Eukaryota, Euglenozoa, Kinetoplastea, Trypanosomatida, Trypanosomatidae. Bases 1 to 5277 code for a protein of 1758 amino acids. The transcript has a single exon.
AUGGAGGCGCUGGCGAAGUCCGGUUUGCACACGACGCUGUGGUUGGCCCGACAGGAUGGCGUACUGGAGGUGCGUAGCAUGGCGAACCACAAUCAGGUGCUGGCCAGCCUUCCUCUCCGUGACAUGCGAGUCGUCAUCACCUCCCUGACAGAGGUCUGCGGCAAUCGCGUCGUCGCCGGAUACACGGACGGUUCGCUGCGCGUCUACGAUGCCGUCACGAUGAAGCAAACGGCGGAGCAUCAUGUACAUACGGCUGCCGUGACGUGUCUGCUCUACGUGCGCAGCGCCCCGCGCCUCUCCUUGCCCACCACUAUUGAUACAGAGCCGCACGACAAGCGUGGGUCAGCACCAACCCAGUCACUGUUGCUCACGGGCUCACUCGACCGCUUUAUUGUGGUUUGGGAGGCCGCGAGCAUGUGUUGCCUGCACAAACUGAAGGGAAGCUUGCGCAGCAUCUGCGCACUUGCGGCGACCGCCACUGGUGGGUACGCUUUCAGCGGCUCGGACGACGGGACGCUGCGCAUGUGGGACGUCGUACAAGGCGACCAGCUGACGAUUACGAAAGAGGAGCGCGCUAAUCUUGCGAAAAGCGGCAGUGGCGUGAAUUCGUCCAUACCUGCCCCGCCGCCGCCCUCGCAGCAGCAGCAGCAGCAGCUAGCGCCGGCAUCGGCCGCUGUCCCUGCGGCGGCGGCGGGGCAGUCACGCAGUUCGGUGUCUUUCCGUGCCUUGCACGACGUUCAGGCUCAGUCGGACCGGAUGGCGAGCGUCAGCACACCCACAGCUCACUCGUCAUGCGUCGUCCAGUAUUCGUUGCUGGCCUCGGUGUCGGCGAGUGCCAGCAGCUUUGCGGCCUCCGGCCCGUCUCCUCUUUCGAUUUCCCCAGCUGUGGCAAGCAGUCGUCACCACCGCUCCCUGGAGCACUACAGCGCUAUCAAGAAAAGCCCCCUAGACAACUGCGCCGGUGCUCGCGGAGCGCCCGUUGCCAUACGUGGCACUCAUCCCCUAACUCUCCCCGCUGACGAUAGUGGUCGUGUGUCAUCCUUGCCCUUGCACUCUCUGUCGUCGUCUCCCUUGAUGCCCUCGGCGGUGGUUACGUCCGUUGCGCCGGCGGGGACGGGCAUGUUAUCCAGUCCGUUUCGUGAGGGCGGUAUGUUGGUGGGCCCUAAGGGCGGUACCGCACCGCUGCACCGUGGCUUGGAGCGGGAGGCAGAGGCAAGGUACGAAGACAACGAGGAGGCAAUGACCGACUCGGGCACGGCGGCGGACUGUCACCACGGUGAUGCUGCCAGGUGCCCCUCUGCAAAGCGGCGCACGCUGCGCAGUCUCAAGAGCGACAUAAAAAAGCGGGCGAAGGGCCUCCAUGCAAAGCGGCGUGUCGCGAUCCUCUCGAGCAUCAGCGGGAGGGAGUCGGAAGGGACCAAGACGAAAAGCGCAUCCGCCUCCCCGGUCGCCGCCAAGUCGAUGAAGCGCAAGAAGAGGGCACCGAAAAAAGUCACGAAGAGUACGACAUUGGCGACGGAGUCGACACCGGUGCUCACGCGGAAGCUUUCGAACCUGUUGGAGCAGCGACUGGAAUCGUGGCUGAACCUGUACCAGCAACGCGUGCUGCUCUCGGCGACGUCCAUGCGGCUUACGCAGCUCAUAUCUGCCGGGUAUGACGCGGUCGCCGCGGUCAAUUGGCCAAUCGAGUGCGCCCACACUGAGUGUGUGACAGCACUCACAGUGGUUGAGGACCGCCUACUCGUGAGCGCCUCGCGCGAUGCCACGGCAAAGGUGUUUGCCCUACCUUCUGGCCAGUACGUUCGUACAUUGUCUUCGUCGCGCCGCAUGCCGCUCUCGAGCGUGCUCUAUGACGCUAGCGUUCGGCGCCUCUACACCGCCUUCUCAGACGGCGGUGUCGCUGUGUACGACACCCGCUGCGCAGACUUGCCACUGCUCUCCCAGCUGCUGUCGCCGCACGCGAUGCUCGCCUCCACUUUUGUGCUGCUUCGCACGGAGCCGAUGCGGCGCUUUGUGUGGGCUGCCGCCGCGCAGGGAGAGGGGGCGUGUGGGACGUCACCCAACGGCGACAGCCUAUCGUCGGUUGUUGUGGGCGCUGCUUAUUUUGACAGGACCACCAUGGCACAUGGUCCCAACCAGACCUCUACGAGCUACCGUGUGGGCCAGCCGUCGCUGCGCGAGUUGAACGCGGCCGUUUCGCUGCAGCAGCUACAGCAGCAGCGGGCACUUCACCUUACCAAACAGGCGAAGCAGUCAGCUAAUGGAGCGCUUGAAGAAAUGGAGUUGGCGGGCAUUCGUCGCUGUAGCUUCGUGGCGGCGCGUGCGCACAUACGCCGGCAAGCGUACUGCGUCUUUGUGCGUUGGCGGCAGUGGGCCUGGCGCCGUGCGCUGAGCUCGAAGUUCGAGGGUGCCGUUGCGGCACGAGCGGAGAGCUGCGUAGUAGCGCUACUCGGCCGCUACGCGCAACGGUGGCUGAACUGGACGCGUGCGCAGAAGAAGAAAUCUGUAAGCGAGGUGCUGCGGGAGGUGCAAUUGCGGGCAAGUGAGGUGGUGCUGCUCGCCGUCCGAAGCGAGGUGCGUGAGGGGCAUCGACACGUGUGGUCGUCGAUGGCCAAUAUCAUGGAGAGGCAACAACAGAUUGCUUUACUCGUCUGUGCGUACAGCCGCUGGCGUGAGUUCCUACGAGCCCAACAGACGCAUCUGCGUCAGUCCGUGGCGUUCAACAAGUUGCUCUUGUCGAUGAACGCCAGUUCCUACACCCCAAGCAGCUAUACCUUGACUCAAAUCACACGAAAGGCGGCGCGUAGUGCAAACCAGGCGAAAGCGCUGUGGAUUUUGAUGAAGAAGACUCAAAGCAGUCAGGCACACGCGAGCCUGCACCGCUGCUUUGACUUGUGGUGUGCGUGGGCUCGACAGCAUCGGCGCGCUGCCGCCCUGGCAGCGGAGAGUCGAGAAUGGGGUGCGGUAGAGCCGCUCUCAGCGACGCUGAUUCAGCCACGGCAGCUGCGCCGUCGCUACUUUGCGCUGUGGCAGGACUUUACCCUGUACGUGACACGCAGCGAGCGACUCUCUAGCGAGCGUAACACACUGGAGGUGGAGUGGGCCGCACUGCAGAAAGCGAUAGAGACGCCAAUGAAGGUGGGUAAAAUGCAGGAAAUGCUGAGCGCCGCGGAGUCCUCCACGGCUGAUGCGGAGGCAGAGUCGAAGCGACUGGCAGCACGCCUAGAGACAGUGUCGAGUGAGGCGGUCACACUGCGUACCGAGGCAGCGUUGAACUUGCUUAUCGCCGGCUACCGCAUCCCAAGUGUGGUGCACGCGACAGCCCAGCCACGGCCACCCACAGGAUCCGUGGCGACAGAGGCGUCGUCCACGGCCUCGCUGCACCGCGGCUCGGUCGCGUCGUCUAUGUCAACGCUGCUGUCGAACAGUGGCUGCUGCGGUGGUGCGAUGGUCUGGAGCCACUCGUCAAGCUUUGCAGAUGUCGACUGGACAGAGGAAGAACGCGCGCACCGGCAGGAGGAGGAUAAACUGCUGUUUGAAGUAAGUGCUGUGCUGCGCGCACUCAAGGGAAAAGCCAUGCAGUACGACCGCGAUGACAAACUGCUCUCCACCGCGCAUGCGCUCGCGCUGCGGCUGCCCAUCUACGAACCUGCCCACCGCGCGCAGACAAGCACCGAGGUCAACCCGGGCCAACACUCGCGGCUGUCCUCCCAACCGCAGCGGAUGUCUCGCACGCUGUCGGCGUGGUCUGUCUCAAACGUAAAGAGCGGCGGGUCGACGACUGUGUCGAGACUUUCGCCGUCCUCGCAGAAGGGGAAUCGGGCGACUUCCUUCGCUGCUGGACCAACCGGCAGCGCAUCACCUUCCUUAGCCACCGUUGGCCUGUCGAUGAUGUCGUCUACGGCGCGCAACGUCACCAGCGCGGCGCAGAUGUGGGCCGCUCAACCGGCGGAGGUGACGUACGCGUGUCUAGCGGACGCCUUCACCGCUGUCUACGCCAAGCUGAGUGGGCUCUUGCACGCUGCUGCACUGGAGUGCGGUGUGGCGAAUGUGACUAGUCUCAGUACGCCAACGCGGAUGGCCAGUGGCACGCCGGGGUCUGCUACAGGAGACGAUUCAACGAUUUUUGUUCCUACUUCGUGGCUCACGCAGGUGCCGCUGAAGCAGCGCCGUGUCAUGAUGGGCGAGGUACUGAAACUUGUGACGCUGUUCGACAGCUUCACGGCGCACAACGACCUUCCUGUGGAGUGCGCCGGAAGCAUCUCGACGCGUGGGAACACCAGCUUCCGUUCUAUGCCGCUCUGCAGCUUGUGCAGUCGCGAUACCGCCAUCGCAUUGUUGGAGCACGCCUCGGUGUUGCUGGAACUUGUGGACCCACACUUGUGGCCUCGCCAGAUUAAGCUAAACAACCUGCAAGACGCCUACGCUGCCGCGAUUGCAGAGCUGAACCCCACCGUCUCCUCGGUGGGCUUCAGCGGCGCCGCUCCGCACAACACGACCGUCAUCACUCCCAAUAACGCGGGGAGCGGCGAGCCGCGCUCAUCGCUGGAACCGGCGCCGCUGAUGAUGCAACCCCUCGGGCUGUGUCUUUCCGAUGAGGCGCUACAAGACGCGACGACGCCGAGCAUAACACAAUCGUUCGGGCCAUUGUCCACUGAGCGACGAACCAACCGCUCUGCCUCGAGCGUGCAUAAUGAACCAACGCAGAUGACGCCGCUCGGCUCGGUGCUAGAUGGCUACGUGCCCGCGCGUGUGUACAGCGCCGACGAGCGGCUGAGCAGCACACUGAAGAGUUUGGAGGGGGAGGGGGCCACGCCAAGGACGGAACCGCAGCACCUACGCCACCACAGCUUUUCCCAGCGCUCGUACUCUGGCAUGUCGACUCCGCGCUCCUAUACCCCACGCACCGCAACACCUUUGGUGGCGGGGACGGGCUCGAAUACUCUGCUGGUGAAACCCUACUUAGGCUUCCGCGUCAACGUGGACCGUGACACGCAGACGAUGCGGUGCACAACGAUUAGCAUCCGUGAGGUGACCCCGCAAUACGUCAACGCCGAGGGCGCGGACGUUGACGGCCCAGCGCAGGUUGCUGGUCUGAAGGUAGGCGACCAACUCCUGCGCUUUGCUGGGUACACGGUGACUGACCUUGCCGCCUUUAACGCAGUCGUGUCGCGUCACGUGCACACCGGUGCGGAGCUGCCCGUUGUAAUCCUGCGAAGCGGCGAGCAGCUCUGUAAGACGAUUGUGGUGGGGAGCCGCACUGCUGCUGGUGGCUAA